Messenger RNA from Guillardia theta CCMP2712, 591 nucleotides. RefSeq lists its product as hypothetical. Gene Ontology annotation, molecular function: sugar transmembrane transporter activity. Gene Ontology annotation, cellular component: membrane. The record is from RefSeq and is a predicted model, not a curated record. The transcript has a single exon. Gene Ontology annotation, biological process: carbohydrate transport. NCBI's taxonomy places the organism in Eukaryota, Cryptophyceae, Pyrenomonadales, Geminigeraceae. The annotation marks the transcript as partial.
AUCGCACCUAUCAUCGGCAUCAUUUUCAACAAUAUUCUUCUCCUUGCACACAUUCCCACCAUCCUCGCAUGCCGCCGCAAGGGAACGCUUGGCGAGGUGAACCCGAUGCCUUUCCCGCUCAUAGUAGCCAACAGUCUUUCCUGGUGCUUCUACAGCGUCUGUUCUCGGGAUCCUCUCGUCUUCUGCGGGAACUUUGGGGGCUGCAUAUCAGGCUUGUGGUACUACAGCUCAGCUUUGCAGCUAGCCGACGCCCCGACGCGGCUGCGGGUGGAGACGACGUUGAUCGUUCUCGUCUCCGUCGUCGGGCUGACGGGGUUCGCAGCAUCCAUGGUGCAGGAUGUGGUGGCUGCUAAGAGCUUAAUCGGGUACAUCUCCCUCGGAACCGUCUUCUUCCUCUUCUCCAGCCCUCUCUCUACCGUCGUAGAGAUUGUCAACAAGAAGAACGCGGACUCGAUCAACCGGCCCUUUGCGUGCGCUCAGUUGAUGAACUGCCUGUCAUGGUUGGUGUAUGGACUGAUGGUCAACGAUCUCUUCAUUGCUCUUCCUAACAUCUUCGGCAUCGUCAUGGCCAUCACGCAAGGUCUGUUGAUU